Messenger RNA from Penaeus indicus, 376 nucleotides. RefSeq lists its product as uncharacterized. The coding region runs from base 72 to 320 and encodes 82 amino acids. Gene Ontology annotation, molecular function: protein binding. The transcript is spliced from 2 exons. The record is from RefSeq and is a predicted model, not a curated record. Lineage: Eukaryota; Metazoa; Arthropoda; Malacostraca; Decapoda; Penaeidae.
AUGGCCACGAUCACCUGGUAAUUCUGCUGAUCGAGUCUGGCUGUGACCGUCAUGCCCGGUCGUCCACGGGUAUGACGGCUCUCCACAUGGCAGCCAUGCAGGGUCUCAAGAGCACGGCCAAGCUGCUCAUCAAGUAUGGGCUGGACCCCAACGCGCGAGAUGAGAAUGGCCACACACCGGAUAAUUGCGCAGACGUGUGGGGGAUGAACGACAUCCGCUGGUGGUUCCUGAACUCCAGGACUCAAAUCCGAUAUCAUUACCCAGGAAGAAACUGCAUGGAGACAGCCAAGAGGUAUAUGAAUAUGACCACAGGAAUCUGACUUCAGUUGUGCGGGCGCAUGAAUGGUUUACCCUUAAGGAUGUAAUUCCCAGGCCC